CAAAGAACACAUCCACAAGCGCUGGACCAUCUGCCCCCGGGGAGGGACGACCUCUUCAGCAAUCUACUCCUCAGUAUAUACACGCAAUGGGAGCAAAAUGGUUUUUGGACUUCAUUGUUCAGGGGGACCUUUUUGGGCCAGCUGUUUUCAUGCGACCCGGUUGCGUUCCAGAUGCUGGGGGAGCGGUCAAUGUUCCUCCUCUCGGUACCAUCGUCUCGUGCGCCAAGACUUCUGGAGGUUUGCUCAAGCUGGAAACUAACGGCUUCUAUGACGAGUGCAGACUGCCUCUUAGAGGUGUUAAGGGUGUGUUGGUGACCAUCAAGAGUUUCGCGGGGUACGGCUCGAGCAUGACGUUCUGCUCUCACUUCAAAGGCCUUUACGAUGGCGGCAGCAAGCGUCUUCCAUCGCCAGAGCAAUAUCUCGAGCUCGCGAUGAUGGUGCCGAAAGAACGUCCGGUUCUUCCGCGAGAUCAUGUUUUUAGGCUUCUGCCACCCCAUGAGGGGUCGUCCGGCUUGGCUCAAGAAACUCCAGGGACGGCAGUGGGGCGCGGUAGUGCGAUUCAGGACGUUGGGGGUCGGGUUAAGGGGCUCGCGCGCAGCGUUCGCACGCAGGUCGGCCCGGAUGCUCCUGGGAACAUGUCGGACUUGCAUUCUCAGGGUAUAGGGACUCAACGGGUCGGUACUCCGAAACUCCUCAAGGUCCACUUCGGCGGCGACACGUAUUCACUUCGAGAUGAGACGAGAAGAAAAUCCGGCAGAUCGGGGCAAGAUGUCGGAGGGAAUGAGGCUGAAGGGAUGGGCGUUGUCCGCGGAAGCUCUGGCGGGGAGCAGACUCCUUCGGAGUUCGGAGAAGAAGCGCGAGCGAUAGAGGAUGGUGCGAGAGGAGGUGGCGGAGGGAACCCUCCGCAUGAAGAGGAUGAGAGGGAAAUCGGAGGCGGUGAUGGGCGGGACGCUGCGGCAGCGAGAGAACCUUUGGGGAAAUCGAAACGGAAAGUGGCAGCUGAAGAAGGCGAUGGCGAGAAGGAACCUCGAAGGCGGAAGACUGCUAAGGCGGCGAGCGGUGGCGAAGGGCCUGUCGAUGAGGAGUGCGACGAAGCGGCAGUCUUCGACAUCCCGCCUUGCGAAAGAUAUUACAACCACCGCAGUCUAAGUCGCGAAACUGUGGACGACAUAAAGGAUGCGAUGCUGAGUCAAUUCCGUGAGAAAAAGGGAAAUAUCUGGACGAAAAACCCUCUGGUUCUGGCACCCAUCUACAAGCCGGUGACGCGUACUCCGGAGAAAGCUGACAGGGUUCACAAAGAUGUCUUCAAGCCAGAGGACAAGGACAAGUACUACUAUUACCCUAUUAACGGACAACACACCGUGGCUGCUGUGAAGGAGUUGGAGGGUGAGCCAAUAUUCGAUUUGUGGAAGAUGCACUCAUGGCCGGCAAGAGUAGUGUGGUUCUCCGACCAAGAUUUCGCGGGCAGGUCAGUCUCAACGAGAACACGAGACACAAGAUGUCUAAGCAGUGAUCGCAGAAGGCCGCGUUCUUGGACAUGCGGGAGGCAUGGGAGAAUGAAGGAAGGUCGGUGGCCAUUCAAGGGAACCGACAAGGAGGCCGAAAAGCGAGCGUUCUUCAAAUUCCAAAAGCUGCUUUUGGGAAAGAGUCCGAAUGAAGCUCACUGGUCGUUGGCAAAAAAAGAUUUGUCGCUCGCCGACAAGGAGUAUGUCGCUGCCGUUGGCAAUGCAUUGAGGCAGUGGAUGCCGCUCGUGACGGCCGGUGAUGACGUUUUUCGCAAAGCCAUGGAGUUCUAUGCGAAAUGGGUGGAGGGGAAGUUGUUGGGCGGCGACGGCAAGACGCCAUUGUCGAGGUCGGGCAAAUACAUGCCAGACAAAUCUCCGGGUCUGCAAGCAAUUUCGGAAAUGGGCUCGAAAGGGGCGGCUGGUGAAACGAAGAUGGGGUGGCUGGUACGGGUCUCGCCGCCUCCGACCAAAAAGAAAAUGCAAGCGGAUGACAAGUUUUCGUGGUCGUGAAGGAGCCAGACAUGUUCUGUUGGCAGUGUCUCGCCGAUAUGACCGAUGUCGAGAAACU
This is a messenger RNA of Chara braunii, 2073 nucleotides long. The record is from the annotation of a GenBank genome assembly. Lineage: Eukaryota; Viridiplantae; Streptophyta; Charophyceae; Charales; Characeae.